AUGACACCUGGGAGCCCGUCAGCAUGGCUCAGCCAGGACAUUGGAUCGCCGUCGUUGUUCCGCAUGCCACUGUCGCCAUCAGCGGUGCUGGAUCCAUUUCGGCGCGCCUCGCAUGACGUGUGGUCGCUUCCACCCACGCCUGGCACCACGCACCCGCCACAUCCGCCCCACACGUCGUCCACACUCUCGGGCGUGGUGACGGCACAGUCCCAGCCAAUGUACGACGAUAGCAACAUGCCAACCCCCAGCGCCCGCGCUCACGACCGCCAACGCCAACCUGAACACGUUCAGUACCACCAACAGCAGCAACAUGUAGGCGAUUUCACACAACAGCAACAACAGCAACAACAGCAACAACAGCAACAACAGCAACUGCAUGCCCACGUGGAGCACGGUCAGCCUGCCGGUUCGGGCUGGUCUGUUGCGUCUGCGGGCAUGCAGUAUGUCUCGACAUCUACGUUGUCGUGCAUGCCUGCAGGCAACCCAACGCCCAACCAAGAGCAGCUCCUGCUGCAGCAACAACUGCGUGAGGAGCAGGAGCAGAUGCGGCUUCACGGCGGCGGUGCAGACUCGGGCGUUGGCGUGGACGCAUCCGUGCACGCCGAUGGCACAGGCCAAGAUGAGCCACCAGCGAAGCGACCUUUUCUCACAGAGGCAGCAGAACUGCAACACCAGCUGACGCAGCAACAGCAACAGCAGCACUUGCAACCACACUUGCAGCAACAACCACACUUGCAGCAACAACCACAACUGCAGCAACCAGGAAAUGGGAUUCCUCCACCCACUGCCCCGCCCCCACCUGCAGCCAUGCUCGGGAAUGGGCAUGUUGAUCCAGUCGCCCUGCUUUCCAUGCUGCAAACCUCCGCACCAGGCGACACCUCCGCUCCAACACCGGCAGCUGCGGCGGCAGCCAGGUUGCAUGCAGGCAACGCCACCAGCGCGCUGCGCCACGGUGCAUAUGGACAGGUGCCUGGGGCCAGCAUGCCCUUGACGGACAUGGGCGUGGCUGGUCCUGUCGGCAACAGCUUUGGGUUCUUCACCCAGCACCAGCAGCGCAUGCCUGCAGGCAGCAAUCCAGAUGAUACCACGUCCUCUCAACACGUCUGCCCUAUCUGCGAAGGUCCUGGUCGAAACUCUGCAUCAAAGAUCUGCAACAAGUGCUUUGGCGGCUUGCACAAUGACAUUCGCAAAUGGUCACGUGGCAUCCGUGAAGGCAACGUCGUUGUUCCUGCCUCUCCCUCCGACCUCACAGUCAAUGAUUUCGAGCGCGCGUUGAUGCACUAUAUCCCACGGGGAUGCAAGUCCGGAACCAACGCUUGUCCGCCCUCAGCCUACCACACCUCUGUGCCAUCAAAUGAGAUUUGCACGCGCUGCCGCACUCUUGCCAUCUGCUCCCGGUUUUCACACGAAGUGCAGUCACGCAUCCAAACCGCUCUGACGCAGAUGUACAACAGAGGCGAAGUGAGGCAGCCUCCCACCACGGGCGCGGACCAGUUUCACCAGCGGUAGCAGUGCUUUUCAUCGUCCUCCAUGCGCCAUUCGCCAUUCGCCAUUCCCCUCAUUCUCUCUCCACUCCACUGCGACAGCGUGUGCUUGAUUUGAUGGCUGGCAAAGAAAGCAGAAGCACCUGCUGGGCAGACUGCUGCUUUUGCCAUUGGCCCCUGCGUGCCUUUAUUCGAUUAUGUUUGUGAUCACGUCAUGUUACAAAGCACAUGAGUGCAUCUCAUCUUCUUCCCCGCCCUUGUGCCCGCUGCUUGCUGCUUGCUGCCUGCUGAUUAUUGAUUGUUCUUGCGUGCACGCCGUGGGCUGGCCACGUGCUGAGCAGCGUUUUACCACCUAUCCCCGUUAUCCGCUUGCUUGUCUGUCCGUCGUUGCAUUCUGUUGUCUUACUUUAUGUUGCACGCUGUUUUUUCGUUUUGUGGUUUUGCGCUUUGGUUUGCGUGUUUUCCUUCUUCUUUCGUUCUUGAUUCAUCCCUAACAGCUGAACCACGAGCGGGCCCCUUUUGCCCUUUGUUACACUACCCUCCCCAACGUCGGGUUCCGUUGUCUCCUGCUUGCAGCUUCAAGCAACCAGGUGUUUCUGUGCUUCUUCCAAUUUCUUGUCUUCGUUGAUCUUCUCCUCUCUUCCCUGAACUGUUCAGCCAUGGACAGGUUGAUGUUGGUUGCGUGUUCAUACACUUUCAACCUAACUGUCGGUGUGUUUUUACCACGCCUCAUGCUUGGUUGCUUGGUUGCCGUGCCACCAGCAACAGUUGCUUGCUUCCUUCUUGCCUUUUGUCACAUUAUUUUUUUUGCUUGCACUUUGGGAGCAAGAUGCAGGUCCGUUGCGAAUGGUGUUGUCAACAGCGCUCUUGCUUGCUUGCUUGCUUGCUUCAGUCUCAUAUUUGAUGCGCGCGCGUUUCGCAGCGCAGUGUCUUGCUCACGGCACAACUGUUGACGACAUGAUAAAUUACAUCCCUCC
Molecule: messenger RNA, 2461 nt
Organism: Salpingoeca rosetta
Lineage: Eukaryota; Choanoflagellata; Craspedida; Salpingoecidae
Exons: 5
Coding region: 1-1509 (502 amino acids)
Source: RefSeq, a predicted model, not a curated record